Dujonia railenensis is the source of this 522-nucleotide messenger RNA. Lineage: Eukaryota; Fungi; Ascomycota; Pichiomycetes; Serinales; Debaryomycetaceae. The record is from the annotation of a GenBank genome assembly.
AUGAGCGUAGCACAAGAGACUUCCAACGAUCGAAGCGCUCUUUACACUCUUGCACGCUUUGCACUCUUGCACGCUUUGCAUUCCGUAACUGUAACACGGCCCUUUGGUAUAACUGCCAUCUUCCCUACCUCAUCUUCCUUCACCACCUUGCCUCAUUGGGCGUGGCUGCGAAAAAGGUUGCAACAUUUGACGAACGCGGACUGCACCUCAAUGCAGGAGACUGAUAACCUACGGUGUACUGUGUACGCUAAUCGUCUAAUUCCGCUAGGAUCGUUUAGGAGCAUCACGCAGUUACUAGGUAAGGAAAAUGUGGGUGUGUUUUUUUUUUUGACUUGGUUACCGGAUCAGACCAGAGAGGCAGUCAGUACUGGCAGGCUGGUAGAUAAAAAUCGGAAUCGCCUGAAUAUUUUUUUCUUCUUUGGGCUUUACUUUGAGUUUAUUGUUUGUAUUUGUUUUUUCCAUUGUGUUUGUACUACAUAUAACCCCCUGUUUGGUACGUUAGCAUCAGGUACAACACGUUAG